Molecule: messenger RNA, 4366 nt
Organism: Protopterus annectens (West African lungfish)
Lineage: Eukaryota; Metazoa; Chordata; Ceratodontiformes; Protopteridae
Product: phosphatase and actin regulator 4-like
Exons: 19
Coding region: 507-3050 (847 amino acids)
Biological process (GO): neural crest cell migration; actin cytoskeleton organization
Molecular function (GO): actin binding
Source: RefSeq, a predicted model, not a curated record
CGCUUCCGGUAUUAAAGUGAAUUACUUAGUGAAGUGCUCCGGGACUCGCAAAGUAGUGGGAAUUGUUGGUUUGCUUUUUAUUUGAGAAUUUAGAAAGACUGACUGAGAAGGUCCUUUUGCUUUCUGGAUUGCAGUAUUUGAGAUGUUUCGAAAAAGCAGUAAUGUAGAGAACACUAAACUUGUCGUGAGAGUCUAGAGUGAAAUAAAAAUAUUAUGUGCUAACACUGAAAAUCUGGAAGAAGACCUUCACUGAAAAGAAGAUUUAAGCUUAUUCGAGGUACUGAAGAAUGGAAACAUUUUCAACUCCUCCAGAGCAACUUAUUUGGCAUUAGUUCCAUUCUUAACAGCUCGAAUUAAUUGCCAAAAAAAUAACCUAGCUGCGUUUUUGGCAUCUGUUGAAUGUUGAGAAUUAACAAGUAUUCUGUCAUCUGUCAAAACAUUCCACAUGACAUCAGUAAUUCAUUAAAUCAGCUGCGUUGAUUCAAGGAUUCGGUGACAACUUUGAAAUGAGUGAUGAACAGGGAUCACAGAUGCUGGCAAAUCGUUUUUCUGCAUCAGUUGACGACAUUGACCUUCCAUCAGAUGCACCUAUUGAAAGUUCAGGAGAUGCCUCUCCUCCUACUAAGAGGAAGAGCAAGUUUGCUGGCUUUGGAAAAUUCUUUAAACCAUGGAAAUGGCGUAAGAAAAAAAGCAGUGAGACAUUCAAGGAAACAUCAGAAGUUUUAGAAAGAAAGAUUUCAAUGAGAAAGCCGAGGGAGGAAUUGAUCAGAAGAGGGCUGUUACAGGAAGUCCCUGAGCAGGAUGCAGGUCAGCCAAGUAUAAGUGACAAGACAACACUAAAGAACGGGCACACUGUCCCCCUAGCAGACCAUGCAGUGGCUGUGCCAGAGGAUAAGCGAGCAAGCUAUGUGAAAACAAAUCCUGAUGAACCCACGCUACCACAAGAUAAUAAACAAACAAGCCACAAGAAAUCUACCCAAGAGGACAGAAGCAGGAAACAUGAGUCAAAUGGAAGUCGACCUCUGUCUGAAGUGGAGAAAUGUCGUGAGCUUGCAAAUGAAAUCUCCGCUGUGAAGCAAUCUUUGCAUCCUCCUAAAAGACCUUUGUCCUCUACUCAAGAGGCAGGUGAAGGGCACUUCAAAGAUUCUACUGUUAGCACCACAGCAAAAGCAGCACCCAGCACUACCAUCACAUCUACUUCUAACACUGCAAAAGCUGGCAGCACCACUGCAGCCGCCACCCCAGCUACCAGAACUGUGACUACUGCUUCUGCAAACUCUAAUGCUACUGCUGCCGUAACCUCAUCCAGCACAGCUCCUGCUAAGCAACCCCCAGUCCCACCCCCUAAACCUGUCAAUCGAAAUAGUAACUCUUUACUAGCGGAACUGUCACAAGCAGUAGGAGGUAUAACAUUGACAACUGCUAAAGCAUCACCACCUUUGCCUGCCAAGAAAGGACAUUUACCUAACAGCUCGGCAGCAGACCACCUCAAUGCCCCUAAGGCACCUAGUGAUCAAAGAGAAAAAAUACAGUCAAGAAUCUCAUAUCCACCCAGUGAUACGAAGGAGAAAGAGUCACGUGCGCCCUCCAGGCCUAUUAGUGAACUGAAAGACCGACAGUCUGCAAUGGUGCCAAAUAUUCCAGGUGAUCAGAAGGACAGAGUACCCUCUGCAGUUUCAAAGCCACCUAGUGAUCACAAAAACAAAGCACCACCUGCAGUUUCAAAGCCUCCCAGUGAUCAGAAGGACAAAGUACCCCCUGCAGUUUCAAGGCCACCUUGUGAACAGGAGAAAACUGCAAUCCCUGCAGUUUCAGAGCCAUCCACUGAUUCAAAAGACACUGUACCUGCUGUGGUCUCAAGGCCUCAAUCUAAUCUAAAUGACAAAAUUCUGCCUCCACCAUCAGUAACUGUGCCUCCUCCUCCAUCUUAUCCUCCUCCACCAUCACCACCUUUACCCACCCACGUGCCUCCUGAUCCUGCUCAUGGCUUGCAACGGACGAAGCUGCAGCCAUCUUCACUGAUACUGCCUAUGCCACAGCCUGCCUCUGAGCAACAGAAAAGAACUGACUCGGAACAAUAUCCUUCGUCAUUACCUAGUACACUAACAGAGGAUGAGCCAGCAUUAACUUUACAGCCACGCGUUUCACAGGUGCCGCUGCAUGUACUGAUUCAGCAGGCACUCACAAGUCCUCAGCCCGUGUUUCCAGAAGGUGCACACAGAGCACAUUCACUCCUUUUUGAAACGAGCAAUGAGGGAGUUCAAGAGUCAUACAUGAAAGGAGGACGGGCUUCCCUGCCAAUCACUAUUGAACUAUUAAAAGUUCCUGAUGAUGAGGAAGAGGAGGAGGAAGAAGAGGAGGAGAUGGAACCAUUAUACCCUAAUCAUGUUUACAUUGGGGAUAUCCCAUCUGUAUCUGUUAUCCCUGAAGCAACACAUGGGGAGGAGGAGGAAGAAGAAGAAAUGAGUGAUAGUGAUUCUGAGGGACCCAUACUUUAUAGAGAUGAUGAUGAUGAUGAUGAUGACGACGACGAUAGCCAAAAUAAUUCCCUAGCAAACAAGGUGAAACGGAAAGAUACACUGGCUAUUAAACUAAGCAAUAGACCUACAAAAGAAGAGUUGGAGGAAAAGAAUAUCCUGCCAAGACAGACAAAGGAGGAAAGGCAGGAGUUCAUGCAGCAAAUAGGAACAGCUCUGACCAGGCGGUUGAGCCAGAGACCAACUGCAGAAGAGCUGGAACAGAGAAAUAUUCUUCAACAAAAAAAUGAGGCUGACCGACAGGCUGAGAAGCGGGAAAUCAAGAGAAGACUUACAAGAAAGUUAAGUCAAAGACCGACUGUAGCAGAGCUCCAAGCUCGAAAGAUCCUGCGAUUUAAUGAAUAUGUUGAAGUAACAGAUGCACAAGAAUAUGACAGACGAGCAGAAAAGCCGUGGACACGAUUAACACCAUCGGACAAGGCAGCAAUCCGAAAGGAACUAAAUGAAUUUAAAAGUUCAGAAAUGGAGGUUCAUGAAGAAAGUAAACAGUAUACACGGUUUCAUCGACCGUAACAAAUACAGAUUUGGAGAAAAAAGCACUUGAAGUUUUAUCUCUGAGAGGAUCUUAGUGACCUACUUUUAAUGUCAUCUUGGAGAAAAUUUUAUUGGGGAGGGAUAACUUCAUUUUAGGCUCAGAUUCCUAUGUGAAAACUGCAUUUAGACUGGAAUGAACAUAUGUACUGUUGCCACUGGCUUAUUAAUACUGUAUACCUCUUGCAGCACAGCAAUAAUGUUUGGGUGAAUCUAGUUGCUAGUGUUCCUCCUGUGCUUUGCUGUUCAUCAUUUCAGUAGCUAUUUGUAUAUAUUGUUCAGUCCUAUUAUUUCUUUUGCUUGUAAAUAUGAUGCUUGGGAAAACCUCAGAUACUUGCCUGAUAUACUGGAAACAGGGGAAGUCACCAGCUACUAGAUGAUUUACCUGAUUUUUGGCCUUGUUCAAGAGGAAAUUAAAUCAAUGUGCACAUGUUACUAUAAACUGAAAGCUGCAUCAGAAUUGUGAAUCACUGUUGCAUCACUACUGACAUUUUUUUCUUUAAAUGGAAUUUUUCAUAUUUUUCCUUUUUUAUUUUAUAUUAAAUGCUGCAUUCUGUAGUAGCAAAGCAAAAAAUGAAUUUCAGACUUGAGAUAUCAGUAAAAUAGAUUGUUGUAAGUAUGCCAUUACAAUGCAAAAAUCAUGGGAAUUCUUAGUGUAUGAGGUAGGAAAGUGGCGGGGUUGAUGUUGCUUAACAUUAAGCUUUUUUAAGGUGAACUACUUGGCUUUAUAAGCCUUUGGACAUUUGGCUUCCAGAGUAAUUGCAUCUGCUGGUGUACAUCUUCAGAAAACCUUAAGGGGCUAUGCUUUUUAAAUAAGGGUAUCCUUAAUUUGUCUGUGUCUUUUGUAAGCAUCUCUUGCCUAUCUCUGAAGAGCAUACAUUAGCAGAUAGCAGCUUAAGGGAGCUGAUUUGUUUUUUUGUUUUUUUUUUUUGUGAUGGGGCACAAGUUCUGUUGCAAUCAUGCCUUUUACAAAAUUGGAAUGUAAGCACAUAUAGGGACAGAUAUUGUGCCAGUAGGUAUGAAGGCUGCUUAUUUUGCUGUAUAAAAUGUUUCUGUAGAGCAUAUCAUUAUAUUGUAUAUCUGUCUUCCUAUCUAUAAAUUUAAAUAUUAAAUAAAAAAUAUUUUAGGGAGGUUUUUGUAAUGGUUGAAUGAUAUUAAGACACUACUUGGAUUUUCCACCAGUUUGAUCUGGUAACAGAUGGUUGUGCCUGUCAGAAAAAAACAUGGCAUUUAGCUGAAUACUAUGGAAAAACAUUUGAAAAUUAAUGUUACUAAAAUACAGAAUUCAAGUAAAAAUA